Staurois parvus is the source of this 1032-nucleotide messenger RNA. Lineage: Eukaryota; Metazoa; Chordata; Amphibia; Anura; Ranidae. The record is from the annotation of a GenBank genome assembly.
AUGGUAAACAACAGUACAACGCACUGCCCAGUGGAUGACGAAUUUAAGUACAUCCUGUAUGGAUGUAUAUUUAGCAUGGUGUUUGUGCUUGGCCUGAUUGCAAACUGUGUUGCUUUGUACAUCUUCAUCUGCACCUUAAAAGUGAGGAAUGAAACAACAACAUACAUGAUAAAUCUAGCUAUUUCUGACCUCCUCUUUGUGUUUACACUGCCUUUUCGGAUUUUCUACUUUGCGGCAAGGAACUGGCCUUUUGGAGACAUACUGUGCAAGAUAUCAGUGACUCUGUUUUACACAAAUAUGUAUGGAAGUAUCUUGUUCCUUACUUGCAUCAGUGUGGACCGUUUUUUAGCAAUCGUACAUCCAUUUCGGUCAAAGACCAUCAGGACAAAAAUGAAGGCAAAAGUUACGUGUGGGCUUGUUUGGCUCAUUGUGAUCACAGGCAGUGUCCCUGCAAGUUUCUUCCGAUCAACAAACACAAAGAAUAACAGCUCUUCAGAGACAUGCUUUGAAAACUUCUCUGAGGAUACCUGGAAAACCUAUCUAUCAAAGAUUGUCAUUUUCAUUGAAAUAGUAGGUUUCUUUAUCCCCCUCAUACUUAAUGUCUUCUGUUCAACAAUGGUUUUAAAAACUCUGAAGAAGCCAGUGACAUUAAGCAGGAGCAAGCUCAACAAAAGGAAGGUGCUGUUGAUGAUCGUUGUUCACUUGGUAAUCUUUUGCUUCUGUUUCAUACCCUAUAACAUAAAUCUGGUGCUUUACUCACUUAUGAGAACUCAGGCUUUUAGCAACUGCUCAGUGCAGUCAGCAGUCAGGACCAUGUACCCCAUUACACUCUGCAUAGCAGUAUCAAACUGCUGCUUUGACCCCAUUGUUUACUAUUUUACAUCUGAGACUAUUCAAAAUUCUAUCAAAAAGAGGAACCGUCCUAUGAGGAAGGAUUCACGUUUCUCUGAAACCAUUGGAUCAGACAAUUUUAUUCAGCAUAACUUACAGUCUCUAAAAGCAAAAAUAUUUGAGAAUGAGUCUACCAUAUGA